Molecule: messenger RNA, 1077 nt
Organism: Penicillium egyptiacum
Lineage: Eukaryota; Fungi; Ascomycota; Eurotiomycetes; Eurotiales; Aspergillaceae
Source: the annotation of a GenBank genome assembly
AUGACCAAUUCCGAUCGCCUGGAGUUCCCAUCGGGAGCUCAACUCGCUUAUCUCGCUGAGGGGGGCGCGAACGUAAUCUAUCGAAUCAUAUGGGCGCCGGCGGCAGCGAGGCCUAAACAGAAGGAUGCGGCGCCUAGUAAAGAACAGAUGAGUAUACCCCCCAUGCUACGGGGGAAGCUACUCCGACUACGCAAGGAGACCAAAGCUGGAAUCUCUUACCAGGAGAUCUCGCACAACUUCAACAGAAUUAUUCAACCGUUGUUCCAGCCCGAGGAGGUAGUGGAUCAAACCCUCGUCCAGCUACCCACGGGACUGGUGCAACAGUGCAACGAGCGGCUUCGUGCCGCUGAACUUAACGGCACGCGUCCUCGCAGACGAUACGGGGUGUAUCUGUCGCUCAACGAGCCCUUCGGUUUGCUAGUGACGGACAUGACAACCUUUAGCGAUCCAGGAAUGAUAAUGGCAGAGCUAAAACCGAAAUGGCUUCUCCAGUCCCCAUCCGCGCCACUUGAUGCUCGACGAUGUCGUACUUGCGCAUUGCGAGAUAUGAAGAACAACGAGUCGCGGAAAGCGUGCGGAUCAGAAGAUAAAUCGGUCUGCCCUCUAAGUCUGGUCUCGGAUAAGUUCGAGCAUGUAUUGCGCGCGACCCGAUUCGUCGAGGGAUGCAAGGACCAGGAUCGUCUGGCGCGGUUUUUGCACCGGAAUAGCACGUUGAUUAAGCUUCAAGCAUAUCAGAAAACUAUGCGAGAUGUCGGUCUGCAUGGACAGUCAGCUCAGUCGAGGGAGAAGUCGCUUGCUAUGACAUUAAGAGACUGCACAAUGUUUAUCAAGGUAGCCUUAUCGACCCUGGCUUACCACUUCGUCACUAAUUGCGCGCAGAUGCCACUGGACGGAGAAGGGCCCAUGGAAGUCCGUCUAGGAGACCUCGAUCUGAAGACGGGGGCCGGGGGCAAGGCGCAAUACUGGCUUGAGUUGGAGAAUCGACUUAUCUCCCAGGGCUGGUAUUUAGGGACCAAUUGUGGCCAGACUUCGAGCGAGUGCCUCUUGCAGGGUCCGUCGAAGCAUUCACAACAGUAA